CUAGGCAGGGGGCUGGGCAGCUGAUAAACGAUUGCAGUUGCAGCUACAGCAAACAAAAUGGGGAAAGAAAUAUCACUUUUAUAUCAUUUGAUGUCAAGUUUUAAUGAGUUUAACAUAAAACGUAUCCCUUAAUCCUUGCAUGAACUAAGAAUUGUUUUAAACAAUGUAAACUAUAAUGUGAUGCCAGUGAUGAAGUUGGCAAUCUUCAGUCGUCUUAAAAAAAAUAUAUUUAUUAACAAUGUCAUCAGACAAGGUUUUACAUCGCUUAGACCAGCCUCAUGGCUCAGGUAGUGUAUUCAUUGCCUGGCGUCCUGGAAAUAGUACACAUUUGGCAACCACCGGGUGCGAUUCCACAGUUGCGAUAUUUGACAGACAGGCAGAAAUACAAGAUCGUUUUAAGUUGAGCGGUCUGUGCACUGGAUUUGGAUGGGAUACCGAUGGCGAUGUACUCGCUGUUAUAUCAAAUAAUUCUCCGUCUAUAAUGAUAUGGGAUGCUACCACUGGUAAACGAUCUGCAGUCGAUGCAGGAGUCAGAGAUGUUCUUACAUGCAUGACAUGGUCGAAGAAGAAUUCUUUACUUGCUGUUGGAACUCAGAAAGGAAACUUAGCUAUUUACGAUCACAUGAAUUCAAAACGAAUUCCCAUUCUGGGAAAGCAUAAGAGACGAAUUUUGGAUGGUGCCUGGUCUUUGGAAGGUCUUCUGGCCUUAGUGGGAGAGGAUAGAAUUUUAUCCAUUAGUACCAGUGAAGGUGACACUCGUAAAGAAAUUCCCCUGCAAGGUGAUCCGUCUGAUGUACAAUUUAGUGAAAUGAAAAUGGACCAUCGAGUAGGUGGAGAAAAUACGGUAUCCUUGAUAGUUGGUAAAACGACUCUUUUCUUGUACAAUAUUCUAGAUUUGGAGAAUCCAAUUGAAUUGACUUUCCAAAAACGUUAUGGUCGAAUCGUUUCUUAUAAAUGGUAUGGAGAUGGUUAUAUCUUAGUGGGCUUUGAAGGAGGAUACGUCGUAGCCAUAUCAACUCAUAUUAAAGAAGCUGGUCAAGAAUUGUUUCAAGUGAAGAAUCACAGAGAUUGCUUGAAUGACAUUGCACUGAACAACAUCGCAGGAAAGGUUGCUACUUGCGGAGAUAAUACAGUAAAAGUACACAGCCUUCAAAGCUUAGAAGAAACAGAAAAAGUGAUCAAUAUAGCUGGUGAAACAGGAGUUAAUAUAGUUGAAUGGUCUGCUGACGGAACGAUGUUAGCAGCAGUUACUUAUAGUGGCAAUGUCUUCAUUUAUUUAACUGAAAUACCAAAAUUGAGAAGUGUUUGUGGCAAUAAAAUAGCAAUACUGACGAGUUUAACAGAAGUUACCGUUCAUUCAUACACUCUGGAUAAGAUAAAACCUCAGCCUCAAGUAGUUAACACAAUAAUAGAACCGUCCGUCAUCGCAGUUGGACCAACUCAUUUUACAGUGGCAUUGAAUAACAGAGCCCUUUUCUGGGAUUUAUCUUCUGGACAGUACAGUACUUCUAUUCAUUUUGAGAGAGAUUAUUUAGCCACAGUAGAUAGUAUAUGUUUAAAUGAAACUUACGCGUCUGUACUUUUUGAUGGAAAGUUACAAUUGCAUGCGAUUAAAGCAGAUCAAGCCUUUAUAAAUAACGGAAAAGAUACCAAAAUGUUGCCAGAUCAAAUGAUGACCAGCACUAAAGUAACGUGCCAUGUAUUAUCUUCUGAUUUUUUUAUUUAUGGAGAUGAUAUGGGCCGCAUCACUUACUUUAGUUUGGAAGCAUUUAACCAGUCUCUCGAAACAUUACACGUGAACGGAAUAAAACAAAUUUACGUGGAUGCUAAUGGUAGCCAAAUUUGUUUUACGGAUGACAAGUCUGAUGUUUAUGUUUUCGAUCCAGUGAAUGAAAUAGUUACUCCAGUGCCAGAUCCUCCAGACUCAGUGGAAGGAAUAAUUUGGGAUCAAAAUCUGUUUGAGCGAAAUGUAUUUUUUGUCUACAACAAGGACACUAUUAUUACAUACAUUUACGUAAAGUACCACAUAGAAGGCACGAAAGUCGUUCAAGUCGGAAUAACAAAAUUACCAUUGGAAAUGAUACCGAUGUUAGUGUACUCAGGAGAAGCCACUUUGACCUCUGCGGUUGGCAAAUUAAUACAAAUCACUUUAACUUCCCAUGAAGUUGUUGGGAACGUUGUGGAUGACAAACGAGUUUUUGAAUUAUUUGAGAAUCAAUUGACUUGCAGAAGGUUUCAGCAAGCAUGGGAAGCUUGUGAAAUUCUGAAUGACAGAAAUUGUUGGUUGAAAUUGGGACAAAGAGCUUUGGCCAGUUUGAACAUUGAAUUUGCGUUGCAAGUAUACAGACACAUUGAAGAAGUCUCUAUGGUAUGGGCGCUGCAAAAACUCGAAAACAUAGACGAGUUGACCUUAUUGUCCGGUCAUAUUUGUAUUUUACUCAAUCACUAUGACCAGGCCGAAAAAUUAUUCUUGCGUUCUUCGCAACCCGUGGAAGCAUUGUAUUUGAGAAGAGAUUUAAUGCAAUGGGUGCAAGCCUUAAAUUUAGCUGAAAAUCUAAAACCAGCCGAAAUUCCAUUUAUCGCGAGGGAGUAUGCUCAGCAGUUAGAGUUUACAGGCAAUUAUCCGAAAGCUUUAGUAAAUUACGAGCGGGGAAUGCUUGACGUAUCUUCGAGUUUAGCAUCCCAACAUCCAAAUCAUCGUGCUCAAUGUCUUGCUGGAAUAGCAAGGAUGUCUAUAAGAUGCGGAGAUAGCCGGAAAGGCGUUAAUAUUGCAAUGGAUAAUGAUAGUUCCCGAUCUCUACGCAAAGAAUGUGCAGAAAUUUUGGAAUCUAUGAAGCAAUUUAAUGAGGCAGCCUUGUUGUACGAAAAAGCAGAGUACUUCGACAAGGCAGCUUCUGCUUUCAUCAAACUUAAAAACUGGCAGAAAGUUGGACAACUUCUUCCUCAAAUUUCCUCACCGAAAAUUAAUAUUCAGUAUGCGAAAGCUAAAGAACUCGAAGGAAAAUACGAAGAGGCAUCAAGAGCUUAUGAAUCCGCCAAAGAUUUCGAUAACAUAAUAAGAAUUAAUCUAGAACACUUGAAUAAUCCAGGGCGCAGCGUGGAGAUUGUCCAGCAAACAAAAAGCAUUGAGGGCGCAAAAAUGGUCGCGAGAUUUUUCCAUAAGUUGAACGAUUAUAAUUCGGCAAUCAAAUUUCUGAUUCUGUCGCAUUGCCACGAAGAUGCUUUCCAACUUGCUAGUCAGCACGGUAAAAUGGAAUUAUAUGGAGAAAUAUUGGUUGAUACUCUCGAUGAAGAUGAUGUUAGGAAAGAAGAUUUCAAAAGUCUGGCAAUACACUUCGAAGCGCAAAAGAACAAUAUUUUGGCUGGAAAAUAUUACUUCUAUGCAAAAGAAUAUCACAAAGCGUUGAGACAUUUGUUGAAGGCUGUUCAGUUGGCUGCAGACGAUGAUUUGGCACUUACAUUAGCUAUUGAUACAGUGGCUUCAUCGAAAGACGAUAAAUUGGCGAACCAGUUGAUAGAUUUCCUACUCGGUGGCGACGGAUUGCCAAAGGAUCCUAAGUAUUUAUUUCGUUUGUAUAUGGCACGAAAGCAAUAUCGAGAAGCAGCGAAAACGGCUGUUAUUAUUGCCAAUGAAGAACAAAUCAAUGGAAACUACAAAAACGCCCACGAUGUUUUAUUUGGUAUGUACCAGGAGUUGAAAAGAAACAAUAUCGCUGUGCCAUUGGAAAUGCAAAACAACAUGAGGUUGUUGCACUCGUAUAUUUUAGUGCGCCUCCAUGUGAAAAGAAGCGAUCAUUUACGCGGUGCGAGGAUGUUGAUAAGAGUCGCCAACAAUAUAUCUAAAUUUCCAUCCCAUAUCGUGCCAAUUUUGACGUCAACGGUAAUUGAGUGCCACAGAGCUGGACUAAGACAUGCCGCGUUUAAUUAUGCUGCCAUGUUGAUGCGUCCAGAAUACAGGUCUCAAAUCGAUGGCAAAUAUAGUAAGAAAAUUGAGGCGAUUGUUCGAAAACCUCCGAGAGGAAAUGAGUACGAAUCCGAAGAUGAACCGUUGACCCCUUGUCCUUAUUGCAUGAACAAAGUUCCUGAGACUGAAGUAACCUGUGAUAAGUGCAAGAACACGAUUCCAUUUUGCAUAGCAACAGGUCGACACAUAAUCGAAAGUGACUUUGCAGUUUGUCCGAAAUGUGAUUUUCCAGCUAUAAGAACCGAAUUUAUGCGAAUUAUUGAAACCGAAGAAAUUUGUCCAAUGUGCUCGGAACGAGUGGAGCCGAAGUUAGUUCCUUUUAAUAUCGAUAUUCACCCUUACCUACACCUUCAGAGCAAGGUUGAUAAAACAGCAUGAUGAGGUGACUAUUGUGUAUUUACAAUCACUACUUCUAUACUUGUAAGGAAACGAAGCCGUCCAGUAGUAGUACAACUAGUAUAAUUUAGAGAGUUCCACGAGUGCUAUAUAGGUUUUAAAUAGUCAUUUAUUUAUGAAUGAAGUAUAAGACUAUUGUAUUCCUAGGAAUUAUUUGU
Belonocnema kinseyi is the source of this 4518-nucleotide messenger RNA. It is a transcript of the gene Oseg6, whose product is annotated as WD repeat-containing protein 19. Gene Ontology annotation, cellular component: cilium; intraciliary transport particle A. Gene Ontology annotation, biological process: cilium assembly; intraciliary retrograde transport. Lineage: Eukaryota; Metazoa; Arthropoda; Insecta; Hymenoptera; Cynipidae. The transcript has 20 exons. The record is from RefSeq and is a predicted model, not a curated record. The coding region runs from base 239 to 4342 and encodes 1367 amino acids. Gene Ontology annotation, molecular function: protein binding.